AUGUGGCACCCCCAACAGCAAGUCUCGGCGCACGCGACCCGCUUCGCAUUCAUGAGCGGCCAAUUGCAAUUGAAAGAGUUGUCGACGCCAUUUGCAUUGCCGAUAUUUUACGCGAAUUCUUUGGAAGAUGAGGUAAUGGUGAGCUUUGAUGUAACCUCCUUAUUUACUAAUGUACCGGUAGCGGAAACUAUAGAGUUGAUAAGACGAAUGGCCAACCGCGACGACUCUCUCACCGGGUACAUGAAGUUGAUAGAGUUUUGCCUCACUAGUGGAUAUUUUGUGUGGCGGGGUGAAUACUACUUGCAAAUAGAAGGAGUUGCAAUGGGUUCUCCGAUAGCUCCAGUGGUGGCUAACCUUUUUAUGGAACAUUUUGAGCAGAGAGCGUUGGAGAGCUGCCCACACAAAUCCAGGCUAUGGUGGCGAUAUGUCGACGACCGGAAAGAACGUGACCUUUUGACUCAUAAGGUGUAUAGAAAGGCUACACACACCGAUAGGUACCUGCAAGCUGACUCGCACCAUCACCCUGCGCAUUUGUCAUCGGUGCCACGCGCUCUCAUCAACAGGGCUUUACGGCUCUGUGACCCGCAGUACGUGCAAGGCGAGCUGCGAAGGCCUUACGGCAGGUGUUAG
This is a messenger RNA of Leguminivora glycinivorella, 630 nucleotides long. RefSeq lists its product as uncharacterized. NCBI's taxonomy places the organism in Eukaryota, Metazoa, Arthropoda, Insecta, Lepidoptera, Tortricidae. The transcript is spliced from 3 exons. The coding region runs from base 1 to 630 and encodes 209 amino acids. The record is from RefSeq and is a predicted model, not a curated record.